AUGGCCACGGAAGACGCAGAUGAAGUCCACUUCAAUGGUCUUGAUGUUCUCAAAAUAUCAGUAGCAAUUGUUUGCAUUCCAAAAAUUUUUAACACACGAAUUCAUUCAUUAUCUGCUAGUCCGGUUACCGCUCUUCGUACAGUUAUAUCGGUCACUUUGAGUGCUCAUAGGAGGAAAUGGCUUACACAGGGUCUUCUUCAGCUUAGCCUUACAGGUGAGACCAAACUAGACGACGCGACCUAA
Enterobius vermicularis (human pinworm) is the source of this 243-nucleotide messenger RNA. The record is from the annotation of a GenBank genome assembly. Lineage: Eukaryota; Metazoa; Nematoda; Chromadorea; Rhabditida; Oxyuridae.